CGAUCGGGCGCAGAUAAUUUGGGUUGAUUUAACACUGGUUUCUACCAUCGUGGUAAAGCAAAGCGUUUCGAAAAUGGCUGUGACCAAUUGUUUAGCUCUAAUUAGUUUGCUGGUGUUGAGCGUAAUCCUCGGUUUGUGUUCUGCUGCGCCAUUGGACAAGGUGAAAGAGGACAGCAGUAAGGCUAUCGUUGAUUGGCCAAUAAGAGACACAGAGCAGUUUGAAUACAACCCUUUAAAAGAUGACAAAGUCAAGCGGCAGAGGUUUACCGGCAUUGCACCAUUUGAUCUGAUGGGAAAACGAACUGAUGAAGAAGACAAAUCAAAGCGGCAGAGGUUUACCGGCAUUGCACCAUUUGAUCUGAUGGGAAAACGAACUGAUGAAGAAGACAAGUCCAAGCGGCAGAGGUUUACCGGCAUUGCACCAUUUGAUCUGAUGGGAAAACGAAGUGAUGAAGACAAAUCCAAGCGGCAGAAGUUUACCGGCAUUGCACCAUUUGAUCUGAUGGGAAAACGAAGUGAUGAAGAAGACAAAUCAAAGCGGCAGAGGUUUACCGGCAUUGCACCAUUUGAUCUGAUGGGAAAACGAAGUGAUGAAGAAGACAAAUCAAAGCGGCAGAGGUUUACCGGCAUUGCACCAUUUGAUCUGAUGGGAAAACGAAGUGAUGAAGAAGACAAAUCAAAGCGGCAGAGGUUUACCGGCAUUGCACCAUUUGAUCUGAUGGGAAAACGAAGUGAUGAAGAAGACAAAUCCAAGCGGCAGAGGUUUACCGGCAUUGCACCAUUUGAUCUGAUGGGAAAACGAAGCGAUGAAGAAGACAAGUCUAAGCGGCAGAGGUUUACCGGCAUUGCACCAUUUGAUCUGAUGGGAAAACGAAGUGAUGAAGAAGCCAUAUCGAAGAGGCAGAAGUUUACCGGCAUUGCACCAUUUGAUCUGAUGGGAAAACGAAGCGAUGAAGAAGAAAAAUCGAAGAGACAGAGGUUUACCGGCAUUGCACCCUUUGAUCUGAUGGGCAAACGAAGCGAUGAAGAAGAAAAAUCAAAGAGACAGAAGUUUACCGGCAUUGCGCCAUUCGAUCUGAUGGGAAAACGAAGCAAUGACCAGGCAAAGCGUGCGAUGUUAACUGGUAUUUCAGCAUUUGACAUGGUUGGCAAACGAGCAAAAGAUGAGGAGGAAAAGCGAGCAACACUGACUGGAAUCCCUGCAUUUGACCUACUUAGCAGGAAGAACAAUGAAUUCGACACCGGAUCACUGAGCCCUAGUUUCUUCACCAACGACAAGAGAGACGACAAGAGAGAUGGAGGUGAUGGGAUACGUUUCCCGGUGCUAAUCCUCUCCGACCCGCUCGACGUCAAGCUAGGUAGAGUAGUGUAAGGACGUACAGGUACUAGACGACAUAGACCCUUUGAUGGUUU
This is a messenger RNA of Asterias rubens (European starfish), 1413 nucleotides long. RefSeq lists its product as uncharacterized. The transcript has 18 exons. Bases 74 to 1372 code for a protein of 432 amino acids. The record is from RefSeq and is a predicted model, not a curated record. Lineage: Eukaryota; Metazoa; Echinodermata; Asteroidea; Forcipulatida; Asteriidae.